Oncorhynchus tshawytscha (Chinook salmon) is the source of this 3812-nucleotide messenger RNA. Its product is annotated as inter-alpha-trypsin inhibitor heavy chain H5. Bases 147 to 3149 code for a protein of 1000 amino acids. The transcript is spliced from 14 exons. Gene Ontology annotation, molecular function: serine-type endopeptidase inhibitor activity. The record is from RefSeq and is a predicted model, not a curated record. Gene Ontology annotation, biological process: hyaluronan metabolic process. NCBI's taxonomy places the organism in Eukaryota, Metazoa, Chordata, Actinopteri, Salmoniformes, Salmonidae.
GCCCCCGAGCGACAAAUCCAGUCGAGGUCGAAGACUCCGCGGGUGGGCGUGCCGCUGCGAGUCAAGUGUCCUCAGUCAUCCAUCGUCUCACAAUUCGGUCAAUCUGAUCCGAACGACCCGCAGGCUCUUGUUCGUUAAUACUGUAAAUGGAUAUGGACGUAAACAUGCUGUUUUUGACGUUACUGAUGUGUUACAAUCCGUAUGUUUUUGGACUGUUUGAGGAUAUUAAUAUUGAGGAGGAUCUUUCUCCCGACUUUGAUUUGGAUAUUUCUCCCCGUAGAGUGCCUCGCCAGGUGAAAUCCAUGCUUACUAAGGAGAACAAACCGCAUAUCCAGGAGCUGUCGGUGAAGACCACCAUUAUCUCCCGAUACGCCUUCACCGCGGUGUCGUGCACCAUGCUCAACCGGCACUCCGCGGCCGCCGAGGGCGUCUUCCAGUUCCUGAUUCCCAAGAACGCCUAUGUCUCGAACUUUACCAUGAUCAUUGGGGGGCGUGUCUACCCCAGUGAGGUCAGGCCCAAGGAGAAGAAGGUCAAACAGGGGAAGGGGGGUGAGGCCAAACCCAAGAACAAGGAGAAAGGUGAACAGAGUAGCGAACCAGAGGUGGAGGUGUUCAGGAUGGGGGCCAGUAUCCCAGGUCGUAACCGGGCCAUGUUCAUGCUGACCUAUGAGGAGCUGCUCCAGCGGAGGCUGGGGAGGUAUGAGCAUGUGACCAGCCUGAGACCCUUGCAGCUGGUCAGCCGUCUCAGUGUGGACGUCACCAUUGUGGAUCACUCCACCAUCACCCACCUCGAGGUGCUGCCACUGCGCAACGGCAAGAGCAACACGGCAGUAGCCAGUGGUGCCAGUGCAGCGAAGACACCUGCCAAGCCUGCUCUUCCCGUUUCCACGGUGAUCAAACAAAAUAAGACGUUCUGUAGGAUCACCUUCAGCCCCAACAUCGUUCAGCAGGCUAAGAUCACCACCAGUGGCAUGCUGGGAGAGUUUGUGGUGCACUAUGACGUGGAGAGAGAGCUGGGGAUAGGAGACAUACAGGUUCUGAACGGCCAUUUUGUGCACUACUUCGCCCCAAAGGAUCUGCCGGUGGUGCCAAAGAACGUGGUGUUCGUGAUCGACACCAGCGCCUCUAUGCUGGGCACCAAGAUCAGACAGACUAAGGAUGCCCUGUUCACUAUCCUGAGGGACCUGCGUCCAGGCGACCGGUUUAACUUUGUCAGCUUCUCUAACCGUAUCAAGGUGUGGCAGCCCAACCGCCUGGUCCCCGUCACGCCUCUCAAUGUCCGAGACGCCAAGAAGUUCAUCUAUAUGCUCCAACCCACUGGAGGCACCGACAUCAACGGUGGCAUACAGACGGGCUCCUCAUUGCUAAGCGGCUAUCUGAACGCAGAUCCAGACGCCAACCACCACAGUGUGUCUCUCAUCAUCUUCCUGACAGACGGGCGGCCCACGGUGGGCGAGCUGCAGUCUCCCAGCAUCCUCAGCAACGCGCGGACGGCGGUGAAGGAGCAGUUCUGCGUGUUCACCAUUGGGAUGGGGAACGAUGUGGACUACAGGCUUCUGGAACGCAUGGCCCUGGAAAACUGUGGGAUGAUGAGGAGGAUACAUGAGGAUUCAGAUGCCAGCACCAUGCUCAAAGGGUUUUAUGAUGAGAUAGGCACUCCACUGCUCUCUGACAUCAGGGUGAAUUACACAGAGGACUCGGUCCAGUACGUCACCCAGCACCUCUUCACCAACUAUUUCAACGGCUCAGAGAUCGUCAUCGCCGGCAAAUUGACCAAUCAAAGUGCAGACUCCAUGCACGUCCAGGUCACCGCCAGCAACAGCGACAAGAGCAUCGUCCUGGAGACAGACGUGGCGUUACGGCAAAGGGAGGUGGAGACGGAGAGGCACGUGAAGGAGGCGGCGGCCGGGGUGGGGUCAGGGGACACAGGGGCGGGCACGACAGGGUCAGUAGCGGAUGAUUUCGUGGAGCGCGUAUGGGGUUUCCUGAGUGUGAAGGAGGGGCUGAGGUCCAGGCUGAAGAGCCAGACCAGCAGGGAGAGAGAGGGACAUACCCAGCAGGCAACUAACCUCUCCCUGACCUAUCACUUCCUCACGCCCCUCACCUCCCUCGUGGUGGAAAAACCUCAGGUGCUGGCCGAUGGAACCAUGGCCGAGGACACACCCACCCCCACCCCUGUAACCACAGAGACAAAUAAGAAGGCUGCUUCAGCCAAUGAGCUGUCGGAUGAGACGGAAGGGGAGGAAGACACGGCCCAGAGCCUGCACUUGAAGAAAGACCAGCCGGGCGGACAGAGUUCCAGAAUUACCAAGACAACGGGUAAAGUUGUGAAGAGGCCUGUCCAAAAAUCUAUAACCAUCUCCAAAACAUCAGCGGACGGCGAUCCCCACUUUGUGGUUGAGUUCCCCCUCAGUAAACUGACUGUGUGUUUCAACAUCAACGGAGAGCCAGGACACAUUCUCAGAAUGGUAUCUGACCACAAGCACUCUGGUGUGACAGUAAACGGUAAGCUGAUAGGCGCCCCGGCGCCAGCGGGCAGCCACAAACAGCAGAGGACAUACUUCAGCACCAUUACCAUUGUGGUGAACCGACCCAAACGUUCCUACAUCGAGGUCACCCCCAAGAAGGUCAUCCUGGAUGGACAGGACCGCCUGGUCCUGUCCUGCGACACCACAGUCUCCGUGGAGAGUGGCGCGCUUGUGGUGACGAUAGUGGGAAAGUCCACCGUGACCGUAACCAUAGGAGGAACCAUUUGUUUCGUCAUACUGGUGCAUCAGUACAAGAACCCUGCUCCCUAUCAGAGAAACCACCUGGGAUUUUACAUCUCCAACAGCAAAGGGCUGUCACAUGACUGUCAUGGACUACUGGGUCAGUUCCUGUAUGAGGAAGUGGGACUCGCAGAGCUUUCUGGCAAUGCUACAGCAACAGGAGACCACAGCACAUCUUUACGGUCACCCAUCCUGAAGGUCAAAGGGCGUUCAGUGCCGGUGGUCCAGAAGACCCGGCGUAUUUACAGCGGACGUCAGAGCGUGGACUGCUGGUUCGCCAGGAACAACGCAGCCAAGCUGAUCGACGGACAGUAUGAGGACUAUGUGGUGUCUCACCUGUUUGACACGGGCGAUUGGCCCCGUGGAAGUAACGGAGCCUGAAAAGGGAGCCAGUAAGGAGCCAGCAAUGUACAUGUCCCACCCACACUGGAACAAUAACCCAGGUACAUCUAUAGUAGCCAACAAGCUCUUCUCAUAUCCUCUGACACUAAACCUCUAAAUCAUCUUUCUUUUUGCCCCACAUACUCACACUCCAAACACUACUCUACUACCCAUAGAGUUAGAGGACUCAUCUUUGUAACUGUGCCAUAUAGCGUCUGUGACAUCAUGGGCAGUGUCAUUGAGUUUAUCUCCAUUUUAAAGUAGUCAAUUUUCUUCUUCACAAUUGGCUGAUCCCUCCUGAUGACCUAGUAAGACAUGACUCCAACUGGGUCACCAGGAGAGAUCAGCCAAUGAAGUUGGAAGUCCCACCCAGUUGACUACAUUAAAAUGGUUGAAGCCCUCAAUAGCACAGCCCAUGUUAAUACGGCCUUUUGGCCACUAGAGGCCUCUAUCAUUCUCUAUGCUACUACCACAACCAACCCACUUCGUAUUGCCUGCUUCCUGUUGUUCUUCAGUUUUUUCCUCAGGUGCACCUGCUCUGAAUAACCAACCAUCAAUAUAUUUUUUUACUAUUUUUAAUAUAAAUGUAAUAAGGACAUUGUUUGACUUGCAUAAUUUAUACUGUCAUUUUUUACUUGUAAAUAUAACCCUUAUUGAACCUGA